Messenger RNA from Styela clava, 2655 nucleotides. RefSeq names its product atlastin-like. Gene Ontology annotation, molecular function: GTP binding; GTPase activity. NCBI's taxonomy places the organism in Eukaryota, Metazoa, Chordata, Ascidiacea, Stolidobranchia, Styelidae. The record is from RefSeq and is a predicted model, not a curated record.
AGAACAACUUGCUUUUAAUUAUUAUGGCAGCCGAGGCAAUAGCUGAAAUCACAGAUGGAAAAUUUAAAUUGAAUAUUGGCAAUUUGACUGCUGUACUCCACAACCUGAAAUGUCAAGAUUUGGCAAUCGUUUCCAUGGCUGGAGCUUAUCGAACGGGGAAAUCAUUUAUGCUGAACUUUUUCAUACGGUAUCUUCGCAAUGAAGGGUGGGAAAACAAAAACUGGUUUGGACCUGAAGAUAUGAAAAUACAAGAUGACUUUGAAUGGAGAGAUGGAUCAAACCCUCAUACUUUGGGAAUUUUUGUUUGGCCUGAGAUAUUUUAUGUUGAAAAAGAUGGAAAACAGGUUGGAGUUCUGAUUGUGAACACCCAAGGAUUAUUUGACGAUAGAAGUUCACCUGACACAAAUAUUAACAUCAUGGCAAUCAGCACUCUUUUAUCCUCUCACCAAAUUCUCAAUUUUCUGAGAAAUGUGCGGGGAACAGACUUGGAACAUUUGCAGCUUGCAUUAGAAUAUGCACUCGCUGCUUCUCAUAAAUUCCAAAUGAAAGAUAAGUCAUUCCAGAAACUUACUUUCUUGGUUCGAGAUUGGCCACUUCCUCGUGAACAUGAGUUUGGACAUGGUGGAGAUGCAUAUGUCAACCAAGUUUUGAAAGAAACAGAUUCAAAUCAACCAGAAAGUGUUACGCAAGUGAAAAAAUCUAUUUAUCAGGGAUUCGAGCAUGUAAAUGGAUUCUUGAUGUCUAAACCAAGACCAAUUAAUGGAUGGAAAAGUUCUCGAGAUAUUCGAAAUUCAGACAUUACAGGAAAGUUUCGAGAUCAUAUCAUUACGUUGGCUGAUUCAAUUUUAAAUCCGAAAAAUCUUGUUGUGAAGAAAAUGUUUGGGCAGCCUAUCUCAGCAAACGGCCUGAUAAACCUCAUAAGUGAAUUCAGCAAUUGGAUUCAGUCAGGAAAGCAACCUAAAAUUGAGACAUGUCUAGAGGGCACCAUAAAGGCGAACAAUGCAACCGCUCUGCAGGACGCUGUGACAAAAUAUCGUUGUAGUUUGAAAGAGCUUAUUGGUUCUUCAUUUCCUUCUGAAGAGGAACUCCAUGGACAUCAUAAAAAUGCACUCAGAGAAGCAGAAAAAGUAUUUCGUAGCAUGGCAAGAUUAGGAUCUGAAAGUAAAAAUGAGAAUGUUUGGAAUCGUGUGAAAGAAGAAUGUGAAAUGUAUAACGAGAAUAUGGAAGAGGAAUUUAGAUUAAGAAAGGUGGCAAAAAUUGAGAAACUUCGCAUAAAAUCAGAAGAGGUGGAAAAAGAGUAUGAAAAUAAAAUGAACAAGUUGCUUACGAAUGUUUCGUUGAAAAUACUUGAAGUUAAACACAUGCAAUACUACCAUGAGGCGCUUCAUGAGUAUGAACGUUAUACUAUCGGUUCGGAAGCCCUUGCACAGGAUGGAGAUUAUAUAAUUGAGCAGUUAAAGACAAGAAUGAGAGCAUUUUUCAAACAAUUGAAGCAACAACGAGAGAUAUUGGAAAACAAAAAACAAAUAGCAAAGGAAAAAGAACAAUUCGAAAUGCAAAAAGCUGCUCGUGAUUACUCAAAUGACCAACAGCAAAAGAUGGCAAAGGAAUUAAGUAUAAAAAGUCUGCAAAUCAGUAAGGAAAUGGGAAGAAAUGACUUUAUUCAAAAAAUGAAACCGUACGAGAAUACAUACGAGGAGAACUUCCAAACAAUCUGCCGCGGAAAAAUGCUGGAAGUUUUGGAAGAAUUCGAUGAAGAAACGAAAGAUCUAGAUUCUUUGGAAGAGAAAAUAUUGGAGGCAAGAAUCGAUUUGGAGAAAACAAUACAAGAAGUACUGAAUAGAGGAAUUCAAAGAAACAACGAAAACAGGGAACUGAAUGGAACCAGAGUGGGCGAUGCAGUCCAAGCGAUUGUUUUGAAGUAUCGAGGGGCAUUGAAUGAGCUGAUGCUGAAAGCUUACGUGGAGACCGGUGGUUUUGAAGUGGUUGAGCAACGUUACAUUGAAGAAAUUGACGCCCAAGUCGGUAAUGAGGCAAUCAAAGAAUUAAUAAAGGAAGAAAUAAGAAAGGAAACUGAGAAGGCCAAAUCCAAGAAUGAGAAGGAUAAAGAUUACAAGUCUGUUACAGCAGAUGAAAAUACAGUUGCGAAUUAUUUAGCGAUAGGAGUGAUAACCAUCACUUUUCCCGUCUGGGUUCCACUGGGUUUGAUUGGAUUAGUGGUAGCUGGAGUUGUAUCAGGGGUGGUCAAGCUUAAAGAUUUCAUCAAGAGUAAGAUGAGAUCCAGAAAAUAGUUCAAAUAAAGAGGAAUUAUCUCGAUUUGUAUCAUAUUUUAGAUUUGCCAUUAAUGCCCAGUACUGGGUCAUUUUGCUGAUGUAAAUUCUGCAUGCAAAUUUGUUUGCUUGACUAACAUGUUGACUAAUUUUUCAAAUAAAUUUGAAGAGCUGAUUUUAAGAUCUACUAAGGAUAAACUAAAUUUUAAUCCAAGACCAACUGUCUAGGAAUACAAUUAUUGAAAUUUUGUGCACACUUUCUGAUCCCUCAUAUUACAGUGGCUUGUCCCACCUUUCUUGUAAGUUGACAAAAUCUUGUAUAUUUUAUUACACUGAUUGACAUAUAUUAUAAACUUUGUUGUAACUAUGUAUAUAUGCAAAAAUG